This is a messenger RNA of Botrytis byssoidea, 678 nucleotides long. RefSeq lists its product as uncharacterized. The coding region runs from base 1 to 678 and encodes 225 amino acids. The record is from RefSeq and is a predicted model, not a curated record. Lineage: Eukaryota; Fungi; Ascomycota; Leotiomycetes; Helotiales; Sclerotiniaceae. Gene Ontology annotation, cellular component: Golgi membrane. Gene Ontology annotation, biological process: vesicle-mediated transport; protein secretion. The transcript is spliced from 3 exons.
AUGGAACAGAAUGAAUCUGCUGGGUCGUUGAGUUGGCGUCUCAGCUCACAUCCUAUUACUUUGUUGUGUUUCCUAGGAUUUCGCAUUUCAAGUCUUCUAGUAUACCUAUUCGGAAUGCUCUUCAUUAAAAACUUUGUCAUGAUCUUCAUAAUAACCAUCCUGCUCCUCGCUGCCGAUUUUUACUACCUAAAGAAUAUCGCUGGUCGUCGCCUCGUUGGAUUGCGUUGGUGGAAUGAAGUAGACCCUGCAACUGGUGAUUCGCAUUGGGUCUUUGAAUCUUCGGAUCCAAAUACGAAAAUCAUAAACCCUACGGAUAGCAGAUUCUUCUGGCUUGCACUUUAUUCGCAGCCAUUGUUAUGGGUCGGAUUAGCCUUUGUGGCUAUUUUUAGGUUUGAAUUUAUUUGGUUGACCUUAAUCGGUAAGUUUUGCCUUCUGUUGCGGAUUCCAGGCGGCCAUGAGUACGGAAUAAGGGUGAAAACAAGAUGCUACACCGAGGGAAUUGCUAAUGAGUAUGGUUGUGUAGUGAUUGCAUUGAGUUUGACAGUUACGAAUACUUUGGCGUUCUCGAGAUGUGAUAAGUUUGGACAAGCAUCGAAUUUGGCGGGCAGUGCUAUGUAUUCCUCAGGAAUUGCGGGAAAUAUCGCAAGCGCUACUAUUGGAAGAUUCUUCUCGAGAUAA